AUGUUGUCACACGGCCGCCUCCUCGCACCCAAUUCAAACCAAUAUGAACUCAUCGAUAGCGCAGAGCUUGCCGGUACACAGGUUUCUCAAUCUUCCAUGCAUCUUAACCACCAAAUACCAAGGAUUCUUCACCAGACCGCUAAGAAUGAAACCAUACCGGACAUCUGGGUCGACUCCCAGGAGAGCUGCCUCACAACCUACUCCAGCUACGAAUACAAGCUGUGGACGGACGAUGGAGCCCGAUCCUUCCUUGCAACUGAAUAUCCGUGGUUCUUGCAAGUAUGGGACAACUAUCCAUUCCCUAUUCAACGCGCCGAUGCUAUCCGUUAUUUUGCUCUUUACCACUAUGGUGGCAUCUAUCUUGAUAUGGAUACCAUUUGCCAUGAAACGUUUCCUAUUGAGAAAAUCGAAAUUGAUGAUAUAACUCAUAAUUGCCUCUUCGAGGGGACGUUGCCGACUGGGGUCACCAACGAUAUUAUGGUUUCGUCUCCCAAACACCCCGCAUUUGAAAGAGCAAUCAACCUCCUCCCUGUUUCCUACAGCCUCACUUGGUGGUGGGCUAAAUUGCAGCCAUAUGCUGCCAUCAUGUCAUCGACGGGUCCUCUAUUUAUCUCUCUGGCUGUUGCAGACUAUCUGUACGAGCAGCCUUCAUUGCCUUCGCCAACAGUUCAAGUUAUUGCCCCUACUAGUCUCAAGCCAUACAUUUCCGACUUACAGACAGCAACCUGGCAUGGCUGGGAUGCUCACGCUCUGAAAUGGCUUUCUAACAAGCCAUUCGUCUGGUUUUGUUUAGUACAGAUCCGAGCAGCUAGCAUGUUUAGCUUCAGUCGCUUGCCAAGAUGGAAACCAAUAGCAAUCUACCUAACCAUGCCCGUCAUCCCGGUUAACGCGAUCCUCACUGCUACGCUCUUCAUGUCGCUUUUCGUCCUAGACAGACACGAUGAGUCUACCGCCGGAGAGAGAACAGCUGGUAAUCCGCUGUGCCAGAAUGUUUUGUACAAAAACAACUUCGACACAGCCUAA
Messenger RNA from Fusarium coffeatum, 1023 nucleotides. RefSeq lists its product as uncharacterized. NCBI's taxonomy places the organism in Eukaryota, Fungi, Ascomycota, Sordariomycetes, Hypocreales, Nectriaceae. Gene Ontology annotation, molecular function: mannosyltransferase activity. Bases 1 to 1023 code for a protein of 340 amino acids. Gene Ontology annotation, biological process: mannosyl-inositol phosphorylceramide biosynthetic process. The record is from RefSeq and is a predicted model, not a curated record. The transcript has 4 exons.